AUGGACGGCAUCUCGGCGGCAACAACCGUCAUUGCCGCUGUUGAGGCUGGCAUCGUUGUGCUCAAAUACGCCAAAGGUGUUGCUGACAGUGACAAGGAGCGAAGGCGACUAGAGUCUGAAGUCAAAAGCCUUGCAAUCCUCAUGCAAAUGCUACAGCCACUAGUCGAUGCCGCAAAACAGCGAAAUGACGGAAAAUCUCCUGGCACGAAGUCUUUGGGUGACUCCGGUGGCCUUCUGGAGCAAGUCAACAACGUGCUCGAUGACUUAAAAGAGCCGACAAUUACUCUCGAAAUCAAGAAGGAUACAGAAGCCCUUCAAUCACUUCCCAAGAGGACGAGAAACUUGGAGCAAGACACAAAAGAGUUGGUGUCACGUUCGGAUGCUGUCCUUUUGGAGAAAGUGCAUUUGUUCUUCUCGCCACUAAACUUCUUCAUUGCCAUGGGCGACAUCUUGGUUACCCACGAAGAAGACACGUGCACAUCAUUCAUAGAGUCGACACCUGUGCGCUCAUGGAUUGACGGGACAACUCCGAGGCUCUGGUGCACCGGCAUACCGGGUUCUGGAAAAACCAUGCAAUCAGCAGUUUUGUUUCGCAAGCUACGAGCGGAGUUCGCUGAAACACCAGACAUUGGUGUUGCCGCCAUAUUCUGCAGCUACCAAGACCGAGAAAACCAGACCACGCCCAAUUUUAUUGGUGCUGUAUGGAGGCAGCUGGCUUCUGAACCAGCGUUGACUGAUAUCGUCCGGGGUAUAUACGAUGAGAAAUCCUCCAACGGAGGACGGCCCACUCUUAAAGACGCAAUUCGGGUCUUCGAAGAGGUAGCAUCCAGCUAUACCACGAUAUACGUGAUAGUGGAUGCUAUAAACGAACUCAGCUACUCUGGGAAUGACCUUCUAGAACAUCUCACCAGAUGUCAAAAUGCGAAUCUCAUUGUCACAUCAAGACAGGCACCCGAGGCAAAAUAUUUCACCGGCUUCCAGAAGGGUGAAAUAAAACCAGAUCCUGAAGAUGUUCGAAAGUAUACGUCAUCUCGAAUUGACUCAGACAGUAAUCUGUUGUGGCACGUCUCCAGGGACGAGACUCUUCGCGGCAAGAUCAUUUCUGCCAUACAGGAACGCUCGAAGGAGAUGUUCUUGAUGGCUCGUCUUCUGAUGGAUACUCUCGGUACCCGUCAAGGUCGCAAUAUUGUUCGAGCACUCGAAUCGCUUCCCAAAGAUAUUGAUGCGAUAUAUUCUGAAUUCCUUGACCGCAUUAGUUCGUCCAAGAUGGCAACUUACGCAAAAGGCCUCGUGGACUGGGUGCUUUGUGCUACUCGUCCUCUGCACAUUAAUGAGCUCCAAUGCGCACUUUCGCUUGAGCCUGGCGAUUCUUGCCAAGAGGAGAAGUACUUGGUAAAUAUCGACGCCAUUAUUUUGGCUUGCGAUGGCAUCAUCACUGUUGAUGAGGGUAGUAGUGUGGUGAGAUUUGUUCACCACACCUUCCAAGAGCACCUCGCGUCGCAGCCUCUCCGCCCUUUGGGACAGAUUCACGGGGAUCUAGCACAGGCAUGUCAGACAUACCUUCUAUUUGAUGAGUUUCCUACGGGGCGAUGCCUUGACGAUGACGAGAUGAGCCUGCGCCUCGAUUCUCACCCAUUCUUGCUCUAA
This is a messenger RNA of Ilyonectria robusta, 1647 nucleotides long. RefSeq lists its product as uncharacterized. The record is from RefSeq and is a predicted model, not a curated record. NCBI's taxonomy places the organism in Eukaryota, Fungi, Ascomycota, Sordariomycetes, Hypocreales, Nectriaceae. Bases 1 to 1647 code for a protein of 548 amino acids. The transcript has 6 exons.